Molecule: messenger RNA, 1974 nt
Organism: Coniosporium apollinis CBS 100218
Lineage: Eukaryota; Fungi; Ascomycota; Dothideomycetes
Exons: 2
Coding region: 1-1974 (657 amino acids)
Cellular component (GO): nucleus
Molecular function (GO): protein binding; histone H4K20 methyltransferase activity
Source: RefSeq, a predicted model, not a curated record
AUGGCACCAAAAGAGCUGGGCGAGGCAUUGGCCAAGAAGGGAGGGCUUACGCUCUCUCAGCUUGCCAGCUACGAUGAUCUAAUCACAGACGCUUUGAUAGACCAUGUCUACUACUGGACCACGAUCCGCAAGAACCGCGCACGCUACUCCUCAUGUCGUGGCGUGCGCGAAGAAGAGAUCGCGCGGAUCCUCCAAAACUCCGUCAUAAUAGCUAAAGACCCCGCGGAAGCCGUACAACAGCUUCUGCAAACCGCCGGACUCCGAAAGUACCACGAGCGCCUGGCGACAGACGACGAGAGGGAGCACUUCGUGCGCCACCUGCGAAAGUACGUGAAUAUCUACAUGCUGGACUGCCCGUGGGAAGUCACCACCACGAACCGGUACACUAUUUCCACGCCCGAGGCGUCAGUGACCGCGCGCAAGGAGAUCAGGAAGGGUGAAGUGGUGAAAUAUCUCAGUGGGAUCCAGGUCGCGAUGACGAAAGAGGAGGAGCUGAAUCUUGAUCUGACGCGACGCGACUUCAGCAUCGUCAUGUCAAGCCGGAAGAAGACGCCGUCGUUGUUCCUGGGACCCGCGCGCUUCGCUAAUCAUGAUUGCGACGCUAAUGCGAGGCUGUCGACGAAGGGGCCGCAUGGGAUGCAGAUCGUGAGCACGAAGAAUAUUGAAGUUGGUGAUGAAAUCACAGUCACGUAUGGUGAAGAUUACUUUGGCGAGGACAAUUGCGAAUGUCUCUGCGCUACAUGUGAGAAAGAGCUACGGAACGGGUGGGGCGCCGAAGCCGGCGAGAGCGCUGUGGAAGACGAAGUCAUUGAGCAGCCAGCAGACGGUCCGUACGCUUUCCGGAAGAAGCGGAAAUAUGUCGUGGAUUCUGAAUGUCAGUCUCGUGCUGAGACGCCGGUUGUCGCUCAAGCAAGCCCGCCGAAAAAGAGAAGGCUGGAAGAUCCUCAGCCCGCUUUGAACACCGCAUCACCCGCGAGGAAAUGGCGUCCAGGUGGCCCCGGCCGGCCCCCAAAAGAUUGGAAGGAGCUCAGCCAGUUACGCCACGAAGUGCCUUCUGUCACUGUAGAGCAUGAGAAGCCCGAGGGAAAACUACCCAGUAUACCCAGGCGCUUACUGCGCCGCAGCAUCCACGACGACGGCAUGCUAGGUGCUCAUUACCCAGAUGAUUCAGGCUAUGGGUCAAGUUCGCCCGCGUCGUCCACCGCCGAUGCGUCAAAUUCAUUCCAGAUCACCACUGCGAUUUCCAGAGCCGAGGAACCACUAGUCACCGAAGAGGUAAUAAAGACUGAGGUCGUCGAAAUAGUGGACAGCAUUCCGGCCUGCACGUCCGCCAGCCAUGCCACCACACUGAAUAUCCCAACAACAACAACUACCACAGCCCCAGCGGCCGCGGACACCGAAUCCGAGCUCUCCGAACUCGACUCAAACUAUGAUCUCGACCCAGCAACCCGUACCAUAAUCCCGCGGCCCCCACGCGCCCCCUCGCCCAAACAAACCCGCUCGCGCUCGCGCACCUCGCACAGCAACCCCCCGCCCAUCCCCACCACCGAACCCAGCACCAGCACCCUCGACCCCUCCGCCCGCCGCCCAGGCGACUACACUCUAACGCCCACCCUCCUGUGCCAAAGAUACAGCCGCUGGGUGCGGUGCCAGACGUGCGACGCCGACUUCGUGCAAGAAGACGCAUACCUGACGCACCGCGAGUGUCCGCGCUGCGAGCGGCAUAGCAAGCUGUAUGGGUAUGCGUGGCCGAAGACGGAGAGGGAGGGGAAGGGGGAUCGGGAGGAGAGGGUGCUGGAUCAUAGGGUUGUGCAUCGGUUUGUGGAACCGGCGGAGGAGCGGGGGAUUAGGAAGGGGGGGAGACGGAGCUUGUUGAGGGAGGGGAGUGGGAGGGAGAGUGUGGUGAGGGAGAGGACGGGGAGUGUGACGCUGGCGUCGCCGAGGAGGGGGGAAAAUAAGAGGAAGACGAUGUAG